CAGAGGUCAGGUCCCGACGUUCAUGCCUCCAUUCUGCAAGGUACAUAGUCGUAUACUAUCGUUACCGACCUUGGUGCAGCCUGUAUGCCUGUCGACCAUGUUCAAGCGCGAGGCUGAACUUUGGUCAUCCUCUCCGCAUUUCCAGUUCCCUUUUUUCGGUGCCCUCCACUUCAGGAAGAUUGUUGACGCGAACUGACGCGUUAUCCAGUGAAACCGCGAUCUGGACUAAUCUGUAUUGGUGCAGCACGGGCGCAGGCAGUUCGUUUGAACUCGGCCAUGACGCUCUAUGCUCAAUGAAAGCCUCAGUCGAUAUUACGAAUGGUUACGUGAACAUCUACGAGCCUUUGCCACGCGUGCUAGACGUGGUAUCAGCGAAGGAGAACUUUCCGCAGUUCUAUCAAGCCUGCGAGAUACUCCAUGCCCCCACGCUGGCAUCGACUCCCGCUUGCGAAGGCAGAGAGAGACAGCUGGCGAGCGAGAGACCCAGAUGGUUACAGGGAGUGGAAAUCCGGUCAAAAUAGGAAAUUCAGAGCGCUCGAGAAGGGGAGGAGGGCGGAAGCAAAACGAACGCAGGAAGGGCCCGAACGUCAAGGAGCCAUUGCUGCGUCGCUUGAGAUGAAUACUGUGGAAGGAGCUGCCGUGUUCCAGAAGGAUCAAGAAACCGACGAGUGGUACAAGUACCAACCCCCGCCUCUCGUUGACACUGUAGAGGCUGCGAUAAAGAGAAAGAUAAGGCGGCGGAUGAGGAGGAUGGACAUAUGUGUCAACCUGAGCCUAGUCAGGGCAUUGGACUUCAAAGUUCAAGAGAACAUCUCAAAGAAAUAGCGGACCACUUCUGGGGACGCAACUCAGCGGCCAAUGAUGGCAUCCACGAGAAGAUAGGUGUGCCCAAGAACGACCUUGUGGACGGGCAACCAACUGAGGCUGAACUCGAUGACGACGAUGACGAAAACGAGAAUGAAAACGAGAGCGACAACGAAGACACUCUUAUGGCUCUCCAGACAAUGAUCCCUGCUCCCACUCAGCAUACAGACCGGGUGGACCUUGAGAAUCCAUUCAAUGCAAAGAGUCCUCCGAAGCGAACUAGGGACGCAUGCGACAUUGCCGAAGAGCGACACACAGAGCCAAGUAAGCGUCAAAGGCUUGCAGAAAGUGCGAAAAGAUCAGACGGUACCGACGUGAAUGGGAAGGUAACCGCUAAUGGCAACAUUGCUGCUGAGCUCGGCGGGAACAAAGUCGUUUCUGCUGAAUUUGCAAGGGGUUCUGAAAUCAGAGCACGGCGUAAUGCCAAUGGCGACUGGCCAUACCUGCGCAAGCUGUCGACUUUCACCAAGCUUUCUCUUUCGGAGCGAUCUCAGACCCUUAGGACUUGGACGUCGGAUACGGAAGAUUAUAUCGGAAAUAUCCAGGCUGGUACGGUACCUGUAGCGAAAGUCCUGGAUUUCUUCGAUCUUGUCGAUGUUCAUUUGGAUGCCGAAUCUCAGAGGAUGCUUGAGAUAACUCUGACUAUCGCGCAAAGUCUAGAGCAUCAUGUCAAAACAGGCGAGACAUUUGAGAAACUGCAGCUCGAGAAAGAAGAGUUGCUAACAAGGUUUCUUCCCAGCAUGAUGAAGUGAGAAAGGAUUUGCAUGCAGACUUUUUUGGGGUUCUGGUGCAAAAGAAGACAAAGCAGGAUCGCGGCUUCUCUUGGGAAAUCCAUGACGGUUGCAGAAUUGUGGCGGAAUGGCUUUCGGCAAUGGGGUUAUUUGAAUGGAAGAAUGGUACUCGGUUUGUGUGUAUUCUGUUGGACCUACUUGGAAACCAAGUCCAUGUGAGAUGAGGGAAUGCGGCAUUCAACUGAAGUGAACGACAAUUUCCAGCAGCUGUGAAGAUGAGUUCCCUAGUUUUGACUCUCAUCCACAUUGAUCUUGAUCCCG
Molecule: messenger RNA, 1916 nt
Organism: Exophiala xenobiotica
Lineage: Eukaryota; Fungi; Ascomycota; Eurotiomycetes; Chaetothyriales; Herpotrichiellaceae
Exons: 1
Coding region: 759-1616 (285 amino acids)
Source: RefSeq, a predicted model, not a curated record